Paramacrobiotus metropolitanus is the source of this 5589-nucleotide messenger RNA. RefSeq lists its product as uncharacterized. Lineage: Eukaryota; Metazoa; Tardigrada; Eutardigrada; Parachela; Macrobiotidae. The coding region runs from base 253 to 5223 and encodes 1656 amino acids. The record is from RefSeq and is a predicted model, not a curated record. The transcript is spliced from 10 exons.
UAAAGUAAUCAGAUAGUGGCAGGUUUUUAUCACGAUCUAUGCGGGCCAAAUUCGCUACGAGGGUAAACCGAGACUCUGCAGUUGUGACUUGUCAUUUGCUGUACUGUACACUGUGCUGCGUGCUUCUCUCCGUGUAUGUGUAUCUUUUUUUCUACCGUACUUUUCUCAUUUGUAAUUAGUGUUCUGUGGCUAUAAAUCUCGCAAAAUCGAUGAGGAAAACCUGAAUUCUUCGUGAUUACCAGCGAUUGCACAAUGGCCAACCGCGAUCGGCGCAGUACUUCGUCUGCCUUCACGCGCCGCGAUCAGCCGCCGCAGCAGCAGCAGCGCCGAUCGCCUGAAUCAUCUUCACGUUCAUCAUCGCAGCAACAGCCGCAGCAGCAGGCCAAACACGACCAACGACCUGCACGCGCUUCUUCGCGCCGCUCUUCGCCUGGUCGUGCCAUGGGUCCCUUUCGACGGGACAGUGAUUAUCCGAAGAAUUCGCAGCCGAAUUCCCGGAUGAUUAAUCGGAAUUAUCGGGAAAAUGUGCACCGUAAGGAGCCGCUGGAUCAUCGCCGCAACAGCAGGCGAACGCGGUUUAACGGAUUUAACGGGAAUACUCAGCAGCGACACCCGCCCCCGGCGCCCCGCCGCGCCCUCCUGGCCACCCCGCCCCACUCCCCGGGCGGCCGCCAGCACCCCCCGCGGCGUCCCUACCCGGGACCUCACCACCACCAGCCGCAGCACAACCACCCCAACCCCUACUACCGCCAUGCUCGUCCUGCUCGUGCCCGUCCUCCUCCUCAUCCGUGGACUGCGGCACAGUCUGCCGCCGGCGCCGGCGGCCCACUGGACGGCCCUGCUCGCCACCCAUCUGGACCUCCUGAUCGGCCUGUGGAUUUUUUUGAAUAUGAUGAUUUUCCAGAUCAUUCUCCAGCAGCAGCGCUGAAAAUCAAGGCCGAGCAUCCAACGCCGCAUCGGCUGUCGCGCUGGGAUCGGGAUCAGCGCCCCGGGAGUAGGAAGCACGAGACGGAACCGAUUUCUGAGGAUGAGGGCGUACGAUGGACGGGUGAUCGAAAUUGGGAAGGUGAUAGGAAGCGAUCUCAUGCCAACAGUCCGGUGGAUAACGAUUCUGCGCUGGGAAACACAUCGGAGAGCCUGCACACGGACGAUGAGGAUCCUGUUGAAAGGGUCCUGUAUAUUGACGCCGAUUCCCAGGAUGAUCAGGUUAUCGAAACAGCUGACUCAGCGCAAACAUCACCGGCUGAUUGUGUUGCGAGCACACCGGCAGUUGUGACAAGCAGUGUUCCGGCGAUCGUUUCAGACGAUGCUGCGCCGACGAGUGUGGAUGCUGUGCCGAUAGUACCGGAAACGCCGGAUCAAGUGUUGGAUAUCGUGGAAGAUCUGGUAACUUCCAGCGUGGACGACAGCGGACCGACGGUGACCGCCGUGGACCAACCCCCUGAACCCGAUGCCCAACCGGACACCGAUCGCCUUUUAUCGGAUGUUAGCACUUUUCCGGAACCCCUGGUCUCCCCGGCCUCACCCACUCCGGAUGCCGAAAGCGACAUGGAAUGCGACGUAUUCGAGGAAGCAUCACCCAAAUCAGUCCAGCCGAUGAUCCAACCGAUGCCGAUUGUCCAACCGAUUAAAUCCCCGUCACCGAAAGAGCCUGUGCGAAUGUUCCGCAAGAAAAUGAAACCGAUUCGCCGCCGCGCGGCCUCCUGCCCCUUAUUCGAACCCGACGAGCAUAUCCCAUUGCGGAGCGUGAAGAAAAAGGAAGAAGAACCGGAGAAAUUGUUCACGGAGCGGAUCCGGGAGCUCUCCCCGGUUUCGGACGUCGGCGAGGCGGAAAACUCCUUCGAACCUCAGUUACUGGUUCCGCCGUUGUCCGCGCUGGAGACGUAUGUCUUCCCGCAAAUCUCAUCCGGAUAUUUCAACCUGGAUCCGCUGCACACCGUCCGAUCGAAAUUGACCCCGUCGACGCCGGUUCCCGCGGGAAUAAUCGCGUCGGGUGCCGCGGCGUUUAUCGAAAUCCUCGAUCGCCUGAACUCCGAUGCCGAUCUCUCGUCAGAAUACGACACGCUCUUCUCCCAUCUCCAAACCCACCUCCAGUGCGCCGUGGAGUAUUUCAACUGGUUCUCCCCGGCGGAUCCGGUUGCCGAGCAACUGGGUGUCCAGUUUGUCAACGCCAUGAAGUCCUAUCUGGCGGAGACGAAAAGCAGUCCGACGACGGCGUUGGAGGUGCUGUUGAGCGUGAUGCUGCGGGUGGAGGGUGUGCCGGAGUGGAUGGGAGCAUCGGGGCUGGUGGACGCCCUGCUGGAGUGCGGUGGUGUGGCGGGGAAUGUGUUGGAAGCGUGGAUGGUGUUGGUGGGAAAGGCGAAAGACGUAUUGAUGCGAAUGGAGCCGCGGAUGAAGAAAGUGGCCGGCGGGCGACGCAGUGCGUUUGUGGGACUGUGGGAGCUGCGGAUGAGCGUAGAAGCCGCCGUGGAAAUUCGUUGGGUGCAGGGAGAGAAUGGCGGGAAUAAUGCCGGUCCAAUUAUGAAAGCGCGUUUGGAUGGCAUCUACGGUGCCCUGGAGACGCUCCUGACCAAAAUCACCGACUAUCGCAACCUCCAGCGUGAACCUACGAUACAGUCUUUCCUCGAUCCGCACGCCGCCAUCAUUGCCUGUCUGGACCAAUGCAAAUUCCUCCCCUGGCUGGCCGACAUCCACACCCGCAUUCUGGAGUUAGACCAGCGCGACAUCACCGUCUGGCGCAUACGCAAACUCAUCUCCGAUCUCCUGGACACCCUCCUCCACAACGAACUGACCGGGGCGUACCUCCUGAAAAAAUCGAUAAAAAAUUCCACAAAAAUCCUCUUUGACGGGUUAGUCAGGAGCGGGGAUAAUCUGGAGAGCCUCCGCACCGCGCAGAAGAUGGCCACCGCCAUGGAGACCGUCCGUUGCAUCGAUCAACUGAUCGUGGAGUCGUACGCCAACACACCGGAGAUGGUGACGCAGCUGGCGUCCCUGGUACAGACGGAUGUGACCGCGGGGAUCGCGGCGAAUGUGUUAACGGGGAAAUGUUGUCAGGGGGUACUGCGGCAUUUAAUGGAGAAGGCGGAACGGGUGCGACCGGUGUUUGAGAUCUUGGUCAACGGGGUGAUUUGUCAGCCGGAGCGUGGAGUGUUUUUGAUUGAGUGCCUCGGGGAGUUGGCGGCGUGCUACCAGCAGCGGGAGGAUAUGGUGCAGUACUGCGCGCUGACCUGUGCCGGGGUGCUGGCCAAGGAGUUCCGCCAUGAGCCGGUGAAGGCGCGCUUUUUCCAGUGGGUGGUCAGGGAGUUGGGGACGCUGCAGAUUCAGAGUAUUAAUGUGCCGGACAGUGUCAUUUACGUCCUGCUGGACACUUGCGUCUACUGCCUGACGUUCUGUCUGAAGUCGCAGGAACGCGUGGCGUUGGCGCUGCAGGGCAGCGGCGCCGUGGUAUUCGUUAAUUUGCUCAAGUCCGUGCGUGUUGUGAUUGAAAGCAUUCUGAUCUCGACGACGGUCCAGCCGGCCUCACCGUCGCUCAACAUCCAGCUGUGGGAAUCCGCCUGGAUUAAUUGUGCCAAAAUAUUCGCCCUCGCCGUCCUCUCUGGAGUUAUUCCUGAUUCAUUGGCUAUUCUGACAUUCACUGAAAUGGUGAGUUUUUCCUGCCGAGCGGAAUUGCCGGUGAGAGACGGCUGCCGUACGGCCGUUCAGAAGGAACUGGCGCGCGGAUUGAAGGAGAUCGUGCGGCAGACCUUGUGCAGCCUGAAUCCCGACGCUCUGUACUCUUCUGAUCUGUACAAACACGUUCACAUGGCGAUGUGUGCGGCCACCGCUCCCGGUCAGCCGUUAGCCAGUCUGUGGGCCUACCUGGCCAUCGUUAACCGACUGCGGCCCGAUAAUCUCCACACGGCGCCGGACAUUGUCAGCGAUGAGUGGAUCCGCCGACGGAAUAACUGGGAAGCGCUGGUGCGUUUGGAUUUCACCCGCCUGAAGUGCAUCAUCUGCUACGGCCUGUCGACGAGUAUCGGCUACGCGGACGCUGACUUCCGGUUGUGGUUGUGGCGCUACUGCGAGAUGUCGGCGCCGGCGGCCUACGAAGCCGUCUCGGUGCUGUGGUGGACCUGCACGGUCGCCAUUAAGGACGGCCUGCAUGAAGAGAAGCUGGCGCUGAUUCUGCAGAAGUUGGCGGCCCUUUUGCGCGUGGAUAUUGUGCGCACCGUGUCGCUGUAUCUGCUGCAGCCGCGGCCGGAAACGACCACACCCGAUGGGCCGUUGGAAUAUAUUGAUAAUCCCAUCGGCUGGCAUCCGAAAAUGUUUGACUAUUUCCUGACCUUAUUAUCCACCGCUCCGCUUUAUACGAAGAACAACCAGCUGCCCUCCCUGCAUCCCGUCUUGCAGAUCAUCACCGCCCUCCUGCCGCCCUGGGCGCCACCCCACACCCCGCCCACCCUCCAGCACCACGUCCCGGCCAUCAUCAGCGCCGUCCUCGCCCGUCUGGAGACCAAACCCAGCAUCCCGCUGCUCGCCACCUGUUUCCCCUUCUUCCACAUCCUCCCCUACUACCCGGACGUCUUCCUGACCAAGAACGCCAAGAAACCCCUCCUGAACCGGCUCCUCCUGGAAUUGGCGCGGGAACUGCGUGCCGACCCGCGGAACCCCGCCUGGGUGGUGCUGGCCCACCGCCUGGUGGCGGUCUUCCGGGAUUUGGGUGCCGGAGGGCGUGUGGAAUGGCCGGAGGUGCGCAGUAUGGCCGGGAUGGUGGUGGCGUACACCCGGGGAUAUGAUCGGCAGCGCCCGACGUACCGCUUGAUCCAGAACCUCGAUCCGGAGCGGGCAGCGGUAGGGGAUGGAGAGCCGGCCACCCCCGAGGUGGCGGAGUUUGUGGGGCUGGUCAAACGGAUGUUGGGGGAGUUUGCUGCGGAGGGGAAGAAAGGGAAGGGAAAAGAGAAGGAGAAGGAGGCCGGGAAGGGGAAGGAGAUGGUGGAGUGGUUCCGGACGUAUGUCGAGGAGAUGGCCGGGCUGGAUGGGGCGGCCUAUGAGCGCUGGCAGCAGGAACAGGUGGACCAGGCGGUAUACAUGUACAGUUCGCAAGCGGUAACCGACAAAAAGCCAGCGGUCGCGAAACAACCGCUCGUCCUCCUCAACGACGCCAUGAAGAUCGAGAAGAUGCUGUCCGACUGGAUGCGCCGUCAGAGCGGUCCCGUGGCGUCCACCUCGACGGCGGCGGUGUAAUAAUGAACGAACGCCCGUGGUAUUUAAACUCUAGUUGUUUUUGUUGUUUGAUAGCCUUUUGAAAAUUAAUGGCCUUACUAAUUCUCGGUUGCGGCAAAUUAUAGUUCCUCUUCUGCCUUAUAAAUUAACAAAUUUAUUUUGGAGAUAGAUUAGUGCACAAGUGGCGAUUGAUAAGUUGACUGUUAUACUGGACAGAUUUCUGUUUCGGAUGGCGAUUUGUUUAACGUGAUAUAUAGAACCGAUUCGCGUUGAGUUUUUGUUGGGAUUUCUUUGUUUUACGGUGUUCGGAGAUUUAUUUUUAUUGAUGGCUAAUAUACUGGAAUGGAAUUCUGGGCAUAAAUUGUUUUUUGUGCAUUAAAAAUGAGG